This is a messenger RNA of Opisthocomus hoazin, 1635 nucleotides long. The record is from RefSeq and is a predicted model, not a curated record. NCBI's taxonomy places the organism in Eukaryota, Metazoa, Chordata, Aves, Opisthocomiformes, Opisthocomidae.
AUGCCCGUAGGAAUCUUCCGGGUGUGCCUAGUGCUGAUUACAGCUAUCGUCAACCAGCCGCUCCUCUUCCCUAAGGAGAAUGGCAUUGUCCCCGAGAACACAGAAGAAAUCAUCCAGAAGAUGAAGGAGUGGGAGGAGAGCCUUCGGCUGCAGCAGUUGUACUGGGAGCAGAAAAUCGCAGACCGAGAAGCCGCACAGAAGGCUCUGGAAAAGGCUGCAGAGGUAGUGGAGGGGAAAGGGAAUUGGCAGGACACAGGAGGAGAAGAGGAUGACAUGGCUGUCCUGGGGAAAGCAUUGAAAGGUGUGGCCUUCCCUGACAAGGCUGUUUUAGCCAGCUUCUAUGAGAAGCGCAUCUUGGGUACCACUGGAGACAUGGCCAGGAUGCGGGAGAUGGUGGAAGGCUUUGCAGAUGACCUGCUGGAGGCCUUGAGGAGCGUUUGUAACCGGGAUGCUGACAUGGAAGUGGAGGACUGCAUGGGUGUGGGGAGCAUGUACGAGAAUUGGAGAGUGCGUAAACCUUUUGUGUGUGAUCUGAUAGUGCCUUUUGCCCCACCAGAGCCAUACUGUUUUCGGUCCCAGAUCUGGUGCUCUGGCGAGUCUUUUCCCCCAGAUGAACAAGGUUAUGGCACUAUCAAGGUAUGCAGGGCAGAUGAGGAUGUGACAGGUUGCAUCUGUGACAAGACUAAACUAGGAGAAGAUAUGCUGUGCCUCCUCCAUAGCCAAGCCAAUACUACCGGGCCUAGCAGUGAGAUGGAAGACCUCCUGUGCUUCAAAAAUACUCAGUAUUUGGAUGCCAACCAAGUCAUGAAGUGGUUCCAAAUCGCGGUCACCAAGGCCUGGAACAGAAUCUCCCACAAGUAUGAAUUCGACCUUUCCUUCAGCCUCCUGGACUUGCCAGGAGCCCUGAAGAUAAAAUUUAGAUCAGGGAAAUCGAUUGCAUUCAACCUCACCCCUGUGGUGCAGUACGAGAACUCUGACGUUUACUUCAUCUCUCAUUUCCCUUGGAGCGGCCUGGCUGCAGACCGCUCCAGCACUCACUGGUUUCUCACCUUUGCAGUGUAUGAGAGGAGAUUCAUCCAGCUGGUCUCCAAAACACUGCCUGCCAACGCCUGCCAUGUCAUCUGCCUUCAGAUCCUCUCCUUCCUCCACGGGAAGCAGUGCAGCCUCACAGGUCCAAGCGGGCUCACCAACUACCACCUGAAGACAGUGAUGCUGCAUCUCCUGCAGGCUCAUCCGAGUCAGGACUGGGCCCCAGAGAAGCUGGAGGCCCGUCUACAGGACAUGCUGAAAUUCCUGGAGAAAUGUUUGCAUGAAAAGAAGCUCUGCCACUUCUUCAUUGGCAAUGGGAAGGCACCAGCGGAGCUGGGCUUACCUAUCAUAUUCCAGAGGGCUGAGCCUCUCAACCUUUUCCGUCCCUUUGUGCUACACAGGGACGUUUACAGGAAGACAGUGGACACAUUCCAUGAGAUGCUCAGGAACACGUCUGCACUGAUAAAUGAGUACACGGUGCACAUUCCCCUUGCACACACCAAUGGGAUCCAUAAGGACCCUUCAACCAAAGCCAGCAGGAAAACACUUGUUCCUCUACGCACAAGUCCAGUGGGCAGCUUUCCGAAGCCUCCUGGGGACAACUGA